This is a messenger RNA of Quercus robur (English oak), 212 nucleotides long. RefSeq names its product low temperature-induced protein lt101.2-like. Gene Ontology annotation, cellular component: membrane. The coding region runs from base 1 to 165 and encodes 54 amino acids. The record is from RefSeq and is a predicted model, not a curated record. The transcript has 2 exons. Lineage: Eukaryota; Viridiplantae; Streptophyta; Magnoliopsida; Fagales; Fagaceae.
AUGGGCUCACAGACCUUCAUAGAAGUGUUGCUGGCCAUUCUUCUUCCACCAGUGGGUGUUUUUCUUCGCUAUGGCUGUGGGGUGGAGUUUUGGAUCGAUUUAGUGCUCACGCUGUUGGGUUACAUACCAGGAAUUAUAUAUGCAGUUUACGUGAUAGUUCGAUGAUCAUGUCCCUUUUGAAUCAGAUCAGCCUACAACUUAAUCUGUUCAUG